This is a messenger RNA of Penicillium taxi, 885 nucleotides long. It is a transcript of the gene gtmA, whose product is annotated as gliotoxin thiomethyltransferase. The transcript has 4 exons. Lineage: Eukaryota; Fungi; Ascomycota; Eurotiomycetes; Eurotiales; Aspergillaceae. The record is from RefSeq and is a predicted model, not a curated record. Bases 1 to 885 code for a protein of 294 amino acids. Gene Ontology annotation, molecular function: methyltransferase activity.
AUGACGGGCCAAAAUUGGGACACUCUAUUCAAGAGCGACUCCUUCGUGAACCAAUACAAAACGGGCGGCAAGAUAACUGGGCAGUAUGCACUUUCACUGAUAGAGCAGAGCAAUAUCAUUGCCAAUUCUAAGUUGAAUCCGAACCAGCCUCUGGUGGUGCUUGAUAACGCUUGUGGUACCGGAGUUGUUUCCAGUAUCCUCCAUCAUGAGCUGGGUGACAAGGUCAAAAAAAACUGGAAACUGACCUGUGGAGAUAUUUCCCCAGGCAUGAUAGAGUCCACUCGGCGUAGAGCGGAGGAGGAGCAGUGGUCCAAUGCAACCACCCAAGUGCUGGACGCACAGAAAAUGAGUUUGCCCACUGCUCAUUUCACUCAUGCCUUCACUGCAUUUGCCUUCAUGGCUAUGCCACAGCCCCUGGAGGCACUUGAUGAAGCCUGUCGAGUUCUGCAACCAGGAGGCACGAUUGCGUUCUCCACAUGGAUUCAGCCUGGCUGGAUCUCUAUCGUUGGAAAUGCAGUCAAAAUGAUGCCCAAUGAGCUUCCUUGGCCGACACCCCAGGAGUUUUUGCACGUCACCCAGAAGGGAGAAUGGGAUUCGAUGGCCUGGAUCGAGUCGCAGCUUCAUCAGCGCAAAUUUCAAAAUAUCGACGUCAGGGCUGUUAGCAAGAGCAUAUCGUUGAAGGUUCCCGAGCUAUCUGCAAUGACUAUGGUCAUGAUUCCUUUGGUGUUUCAACACUUUUGGUCAGAGAAGCAGCUAGAGGAGACCAGAGAGGAUUUCUCCGGAGCAUUGGAAAAGUAUUUGACCGACACGUAUGGGAAGGAAGGCGAAGUGGCCAUGGAAUGGGUGGCUAUUCUAUCUACCGCAUGCAAGCCAAGCACUAGCUAG